This is a messenger RNA of Ilyonectria robusta, 1275 nucleotides long. RefSeq names its product Alpha/Beta hydrolase protein. The transcript has 7 exons. The coding region runs from base 1 to 1275 and encodes 424 amino acids. The record is from RefSeq and is a predicted model, not a curated record. Gene Ontology annotation, molecular function: epoxide hydrolase activity. Gene Ontology annotation, biological process: epoxide metabolic process. NCBI's taxonomy places the organism in Eukaryota, Fungi, Ascomycota, Sordariomycetes, Hypocreales, Nectriaceae.
AUGGCACUAGCCCUGUGCAUACUUGUCCGGUCAACGCUUGCCUCAGCUCGUAUCCUUUCAACUCCGCCUCACCCUAUUGCUCACGACGCAAAGCUCACAGAGUUCCGUGUCAAUAUCUCCAACAAGGAGAUUCAUGAAUUGAACGAUCAUCUGAAACUCUUUCGCGCACCGCACCCGACGUAUGAGAACUCCGACAAUGGCUGGAAAUAUGGUGUGCCCAAGGACUGGCUCAUAUAUGCGGUUGACUACUGGCGGCACGAGUUCGACUGGCGUAAGCAGGAACGCGAGAUCAACAGUAUCCCGCAAUUUCGAUUAGAUUUGAAAGAUGACAAUGGGGAGGAAUACUCUGUUCAUUUUGCCGCACUCUUCUCCGCCAAGAAGGAUGCUAUUCCUAUCAUCCUCAGCCACGGCUUUCAGGGAAAGAGAACGUAUUAUCCAGACUCAUAUAUGAUAUAUAUGCCCAUCCUCCAGAGAGUGCAAAAGCAAUACUCAGGUAAACCCCACGAGCUGACAUACCACCUCAUCGUGCCGUCCCUCAUCGGCAUGGGAUUUUCGUCCCCACCUCCUCGGACGGAAGCAUUUUACACAAGCGACACGGCACGUAUCCUUAAUAAGCUUAUGGUGGCUCUCGGCUUCGGCGAAAAGGGUUACAUCGCUCAGGGCCAAGAUGUCGGCUCAAUGGUGUCAGAUUACAUGCUGGAGUAUGACGAGUGCAAAGCCGCCCAUGUCACCCUUUGGUGGGGUCACCCGGCGUAUGACCCUGCUACGGAUCUUCCCUCUUCCGAUCUAGAGAAGUAUGGGUUGCAGCGCAUGGCCGAGACUCGGCAAUGGGGCCAAGCGAACGUCCUGUUGCAUUCAGAUAGAUCAAGCACAGCGGGGCUCACAAUCGGUGGUAACCCGAUUUCAAUGCUUGUGUGGAUCGGUGAGAGAAUGGUCUUAUGGUCGGACCCGAAGAAACCACUGUCCUUGGAAACUAUCGUAGCUACGGCUUCGUUGUAUUGGUUCACACAGACCUAUCCUACCUCGUACUGGAUAUAUGCCGCAUUUAGGUCGGAGCCGAUUGCAUUGCCGACGAGAACUGGAAAACCGGAGGGGUUCUCGUGGUUUCCGAACGAUGUUGGCCUUCCACCGAAAUCAUACUUUGAGCGUAAUAGUGACGUCUUCACUUACUUCUACCAACACGAUAAGGGUGGUCACUUUAGUCCGACCGAGCAACCUGUUACACUCUGGGGGGAUAUUAUGGACUUUACGUCGAAGGUCCGGAAGGCUGAGUAG